Messenger RNA from Arthroderma uncinatum, 984 nucleotides. RefSeq lists its product as uncharacterized. The record is from RefSeq and is a predicted model, not a curated record. Lineage: Eukaryota; Fungi; Ascomycota; Eurotiomycetes; Onygenales; Arthrodermataceae. Bases 1 to 984 code for a protein of 327 amino acids. Gene Ontology annotation, biological process: mycotoxin biosynthetic process. The transcript is spliced from 2 exons.
AUGUCAUUUUUAUAUUCCAAGUGGCUCAACAGGCGCAGUUCUCAGUAUCAGGCGCCACCUGAGCAAUCUGAGGCAGAUGAGAGUCAACGACUAAAAGCCGACGACGACUACAAUGACCACCGUAUAUCACAGUGCCAAUGUGAAAAGGGGCAACGAUUGCCCGCAAUUCAUCGAGUGUGCGUCAUUGUUAUUGUGGUAGCGAAUAUCCUGAUGUUCAUCUCCAGUACUACGCUUCUAUCCACCAGAAAGCGUGCUAUGUGUAGUGAGAAACAAUCUAGCGCUUACUCACCGAUUUUCGACCGGCUUGAUAUUCACAGAUCCCCGGUCCACUUUAACGACACAUUCUGGCCAGACGACCCGCCAUCUAUCUUCCAACAACGGCCCUCACCGGAGGUAGACAAAGCGUGGCAUCGGCUCAGCAGUCUGGAGUCCAUCGGUCUCAGUGUCGAUGAGGUUCGUCGCUUGGGUUACGACCCCGCGACGGUUUGGCGGGCGCCUAAGGACCAAUUCGGCGAAGGCGUCUAUUAUGGACAUAUCAACGUCUUCCAUCAGAUCCAUUGCCUCGAUCUGCUCCGCUCGACAGCAUGGCCAGCCUACUACGGAGACCUCAGGGAGAAGGCCAAAGAUAUACCCCUGGGGUGGGAUGACCACCUGUUGCACUGCCAGUUCAUCCUCCUCCGUGCACUCCUUUGCCAUGCCGACAUAGAGGUAACCGUAUUCCAGAAAUUCAAAGGGUGGCCUGGUAUCAACGCUAAUUUUGCGAGCACCAAAAUGUGUCGUAACUUUAAGGACAUACUGGAGUGGAAGGAGGCCAAUGAGUUGAAAACCAAGGGAGAAUGGACGGAGUAUCCAGACCAUCCAAUCGUUGAGGUCGACCCAGAGGGGGUUCUCACGCCGUAUGGGAACCACGACGGACUGAAGGAAUGGAUGGCCCGAGAGGGGAAACCCAUCAAUAGUGCUAUCCUAGGCCACAUCCACAAAUAA